AUGGCGGAAUCUCAACCAAAGACACUUCAGGACAUAUCAGUGAUUCCGCACAAAACCGAAAAGCCCCCUGUCUCAUCAACAAACUCAGAAAAGGCAAAUAGCGAUACGCUGAAAUCAUGGGAAAAGCCAAGUGCGAAGGGAAGGACUCUAUGUAUCCUGCGUACUAUUCAACGAUACAUAUGGGAUGAUCCAGACAAAUCCCCAGAGGAAAAGAAGUUUCUUCUGAAGUUGGACUUUUUUCUUCUCAGCUAUGGCUGCUUGGGUUACUUCUGCAAGAACUUGGAUCAGGCCAAUAUCAACAAUGCUUAUGUCUCCGGUAUGAAAGAAGCAUUGAGCAUGAAUGGUAGUCAAUUGACGUAUGCUUCCAAUGUUUUCACUGCUGGUUAUGUGAUUAGUGAGCUGCCCGCGGUGAUGCUUGUCACGAGAUUUCGACCUUCAACUAUCAUUCCAACGUUCCAAGUCCUGUGGUCUGUUGCCACAUUCUGCUGUGCUUCAAUCACAGGCGUCCCGCAAUUGUAUGGACUGCGAUUCCUGAUUGGUUUCUUCGAAGGACCCUUCUUUCCAUGUCUCAUCUACGUCCUUGGAUCAUGGUAUACCAAAGAGGAACGAGCAAAGCGCAUCACGCUUUUCUAUUGCACGACCAGUUUGAGUCGCAUGUUCAGUGGGUAUCUUCAGGCAGCUGCCUACAACAACCUCGAUGGCGUACUUGGCCAUAGUGGUUGGCAAUGGCUGUACAUUAUAUGCGGUAUCAUAAGUCUUCCAAUCGGCAUCCUGGGAUAUUUCUUCCUUCCCGACUUUCCAGAAACUUCAAAGGCAUUCUAUUUUUCCGAACCUGAACUCGAAUUUUCCAGAGAACGACUUCGCUUGCUGGGCUAUAAGCCUCUUGGAUUAGCACCAUGGGACCGCAAAAAGAUAUUCCGUAUCGCGAACAACUGGCAAUUUUGGGUCUUACCUUUUGGAUACUUCUUGAUCCAGUGCUCUCUUCCAAUCCAGCAGCCCGCCUUCGCACUUUGGCUGAAAUCUCAGAAGAAAUCUGUGAGCACAAUUAAUAUCCAACCGACUGGCCAGGUCGGUCUUGCUGCCGCUGUUCAAAUAGCUGCUGGAAUGUUAUCAGACUCUCCCAUAUUCAAAGGCCGUCGAUGGCAAGUCAUCAUUGCGAUGCAAGUGGGUACUCUAGUCGGAACAAUCAUUAUAAUCAAAUGGAAUGUCUCUGACAGCCUGAAAUACGCAGGAUACUACUUGUCAUACAUCUGCAGUGGGGUGCCUGGUCUCUAUUAUUCAUGGUAUCCGGAUUUGAUUCCCCACGAUCAUGAGAUGAGAGGUUUUGUGGUCGCUUCAUCUAACACCUUUAGCUUCAUCAUGCAAAUUUGGUGGCAGCUUUCCAUUUGGAGAACGAUCGAGGGACCGAGAUUCAAGAACGGAUUUAUUGGUGCUACUGCUGCAGGGGUUGCUCUGAUCAUACUUGUUUUCGUUUUAAGAUCGCUCGAAUAUCGCGAUGAUCGCAAGAGGGAAUUUGAGGCGCAUGGUACACAAGACAUCGAGACUUUCAGUAAUAGGGCGAGUGCUGUAGAGAAGGAUCCCGUACCCGACCAAGCUACGGAUAUAGGAAAGAGUUAA
Molecule: messenger RNA, 1617 nt
Organism: Glarea lozoyensis ATCC 20868
Lineage: Eukaryota; Fungi; Ascomycota; Leotiomycetes; Helotiales; Helotiaceae
Product: MFS general substrate transporter
Exons: 3
Coding region: 1-1617 (538 amino acids)
Biological process (GO): transmembrane transport
Cellular component (GO): membrane
Molecular function (GO): transmembrane transporter activity
Source: RefSeq, a predicted model, not a curated record